Molecule: messenger RNA, 927 nt
Organism: Fomitopsis serialis
Lineage: Eukaryota; Fungi; Basidiomycota; Agaricomycetes; Polyporales; Fomitopsidaceae
Exons: 4
Coding region: 1-927 (308 amino acids)
Source: RefSeq, a predicted model, not a curated record
AUGAUGGUCACCGUGGAAGGUAUAAGACACAAAGUGCGCGAAUCGUUGCGCCCAGGCUGGUCCUACAUCUUCACCUUGCGCGAUAGCAUACCUUCACGUUCUGUUAAUACCGUUAACCUCUCCUUUCACGACUUCCACAUUGACGCACCGGCCAACCCAACCGUUAUCAUGCGUUUCACAACUUCCCUGUUCGCCGUCGUCACCCUGUUCUGCGUACUUCUCCUCGUACAAGCAGUGCCUGUGGAACCACGGGACGACGCGGAAGUGUGCGGCAAGAUCACCGAUUGCGACGAUUGCGUGAAGAAGAAUAUCUGUGGAUUCACGUUCAACACCCACCAAUGCGUCGCGAGGAGUGCACAUACCGGGGGGACACUUGCAACCAACGCGGCUCAGUGCAAGAGUAUAGGCAAACAACCCGCACACGGUGGUGGCGGGGCCAGUAACACCGUUUCCAGGGCAGAUGCAGAGAAGAUCUGGAAAGGCAUGGAGAGUCAUGUGUUCGACGGCAACGGCGACAAACCCGGCUCCGGCAGACACCUCACCUCGACAUGGCUUAAACGCAACCCCAAGUCUGCUGCGGAUAUGGUCAUCAACCCGCAAACAUCGCUUGCAACAGUUCCCUUUGGAAUGGACGGCAGGAAGACAAAGACGCUGUUCAUCGACGGCAAGGUGACGGGGCUCGUCAACAACAAGCAGCAAGCCUUCACAGGCAGGUAUACCAGGGACAUAGUCGAGCAGAUGUGCACCGACGCGAUCGAGAAGUCGCUGGAGGAGAACAAGUCCAAGACCGCCAUGCUUGCAGGGGACAACUCCUACGCCGUGAAGUCCUUCGAUGGAGGGCCGACCGUCAGCGUUGCCGUUAACAGGAACAGCUGUUUCCCGCAGUUGAUCACCCCCACAACCAGGCAGCCCGGGGAGAAAUGCUGA